Molecule: messenger RNA, 19098 nt
Organism: Macrobrachium nipponense
Lineage: Eukaryota; Metazoa; Arthropoda; Malacostraca; Decapoda; Palaemonidae
Exons: 19
Coding region: 237-10424 (3395 amino acids)
Biological process (GO): protein modification process
Cellular component (GO): cytoplasm
Molecular function (GO): biotin--[biotin carboxyl-carrier protein] ligase activity
Source: RefSeq, a predicted model, not a curated record
GAAGUUCGAUCUCAGUGUCACUGCAGACGUUGUUAUGAUCACCUGCGUUCAUUCGAUGGGGCGAAAGGCAGACCCCCAACCCUACCCCGUCGAAACGUACAGGAUAAUUUAACAUGUUGGUCCUUAGAGGGAGAGAAUGAUCGCGCUGCAGACACUCUAACACGUUUUCGACAGUGGCCACCAUCGUGAGGUAUCAGUGAGGUCCUAGCCUCGAACACCAAUCCACAAAUGCCAAGAUGUUGUCCAUGUGUGGGCUGUUGUGCCGCAUGUUGCGGGGAUGGCGGCACAGCGAGGCUGUCAUGCUCAUGGCCAAGGCCCUUUCGCAACCGCAGUCGACGCUCCUUGUGCAAAACAUGGUCGACUCGUCUUCAGGAACAGUGACAGUGAAUGAGCCAAACAGUACAUCCGCCUUUUGUCAGAAUAGCAGUGACGGCACUGUUGGUCAGAUGAUAUGGCGUGAUAAUAACAAACAAGCUGUUAUAGUCAUCCCUAGGCAACAAGUAGAUCUGAAACGAUGGACACUCUUUCUUGCCUCGUCCUUCACCCAGGGUAGCCCACACAGUAAAACAGUUGAAAAUCAUGAGCAUAAUGCAGGGAGCUCUGAUGUCUCGGGAACUGUUACGAUCCUUCUCGAAGCCUCUUACCGAGAUCACGAAACUGACGUGGCUUUCGAUCACCAUGUCAUGGUGGAACAUCUGUCGCAGCCGUACGCCUGGAAAGCCCGGGGCACUUUUGGUGUGAUUGUUAUGGCCACUCCUCCUCAACUCUUAGCUAUGAUUCAAGCCUUCUUCAAUAAUGCCCUUUUGAUAGAUGAUGAUUUUAUCAUCACAAAGAUAAUGACUGUUGAUCUUGUUGGUGAGCCCUCAACGCUUGAUGAUCCUCUGAGUAUCCCUGAAAGUGUCACACCAGGGGGCCCACUUGCAGAUCGAGGUCUCAGCCAACUGGAAUAUGCACGGAGUAUUUCUCCGUCCGGAUUUCCUGUGCAUCAACUACCAGCUAUUGCAGCCAAAGACUUAGAAGCUCGCAGCAACUCCCUUCACCCUCCGUCACUGUCACAUACCAUGCGCCAUCAGUCCUCUGAAAACUCCACGGAAGAUACCUCCACUACUCUCAACCCUCAGUCUUCAACUGAUAGUGAUAAACAUGUAUCUAGCCUUGAUCCCCAGUCAUCUUAUGACAGUGUGAGUGACUACCCUACGUCAGAUACUGACGACGUCCCCUGCAACGUUUACAAUUUUUAUCCAAGAGGAUGGGCUAUUUCUGGAUCUCAUGUAAUAUCUGGACAGCCAUUGUCUGUAAGAGGAGUUCUAAAUCAAUUAGAAGGAAAGCAAUAUAAGAAGCCAUGUUCUAUUGUAACAAAUCCCAUGGAAGACCUCUGGAAUGAUCCCGAUGACAGUAGUAAAGGAAGAGGGAGUACUUGUACUUUGUAUAGCUUGCAGCGAUCCUCCUGCUUGAAUGGUCCUUCCUCUAAGCAAGAAGACAGAACUUCCUUGCUGAAAGGUGAUAGGAUUGGUCCUGAAUGUUUGCCACGUUACACUUGCAUAUCAGGAGCUGUUAUCUGUAAGAGUCUUCAAGCAGAACCUGGUAGGGCAGAGAGGCAGAUUGUAAGAGAGGCUGCAGAACAUUAUCGUAGGGCAAUUACAUCAUCACAAGAACAGAGGUCUUGGACCAAGAAUAGAAGUUUUGGGUCAUCAGGAGAAGAGGACAAUGGUGGCGCUUCCAGUCAGCAUUCAUUCUCAGGAAACAAUAUCCAAGAGAAAUCAGUUGUGACUCGUGAACCCAGAAGGUAUCCUGUACGAAUAAAGAGUGAAGCAGAUCUCAGUCGAGCAACAAGUUUAAUCAAGGAUAACUUGGCUAACAUUGUAGAAAAUUAUCUUGUUAAGCAGAGUGGAUCACCAGACUUCCAAUAUCAGUUUCCUAAAGUCCAGAUGGAGAAUCCAACUCUAAAAUUACCUCGUCCUUUGCUCCCUAUCGAACCAGAGGUUUAUAUGAAUGGUAGAGUAACCGAGAUCCAGGUACGAAGGCAAGAUGAAGCAAUAAGUGAGGAACCUAGUUCUGUAGUGCCGAUCGUUAUAACCGAGAUCAAAACACCAACACGUGAGGAACUAGAAGAGUCGAGUGAAUUUAGGGGGCUGGAAGCUAAAGAGGAUGACAGAGAAGGGAAAGUGACGGAAAUUUCAGAAGAAAGCAGUCCAACUGAAGUACAUCAAUCAGAGCAGAGUGGAAGUAUUUUAGUUUCUAUUCCUCCUGAAAAGAUUCUGCCAAGAGUGUCUUCAGAUCCAGAAGAACCAUUUACUGUGAGGGGAAAUAAAUUUAAAUUGAAAAUAGUGGAUGCCAAUAUUCCAGGUGUUCAUGGUGUAAAGCCAAAAGAAGUAGGUAAACCAUCAGGAAAAACUGUCAGGAAGUUGGUAAAGAGUGAUGAACUUCCUCUGCCAGCCAUAAAGAGGGAAGGCCGCAUUGACAUACCAGUAGGUAUGAGUAUGGAGGUGGAUCUUUACAGUGUAUCAAAGGAGGCAGGCCCAGAACACCCAGUUUCAGAAGAAGUGCCCAGAGGUGAAAAGCGUGUGGUAGAUUUGUCAGGUUCACAGGUGGCCCUUGAAAAAGUGGCAGAUCAACCAAAAGCUACAGAACAGAUUGUAACAAGUGAACAAAUAAUGGAUGAAGCUGGUAGUACAGAAAAGAGUGUAACAUGUGAAAAUGUCACAGACAAGAUUGAUAUUACCAGGAAGGUUCUAACACCUGAGGAGAUUACAAAGCAGUUUGAUAUUAUGGAGAAGAAUGUUCCUUCAGAGAUAAGUAAUGAUUCAAAAUCUCCAGUCAUUUCUACAGUUAAUCUUAUUGAAGUAGAAUGUUUGUCAGAAAUGAAAGAACAUAAUGGAACAGCCUCAGAGACACUGGAACUGAAAUAUGAUGGAACUAUUCUGCCUGUCAAAACCACACAAGAAAAAGACCAAACUUGUGUCAAUGGAGAUGAAAUUUCAAGAAAAGUGGACAGAGUUUUGGAUUCUGGGGUAGAUGUAGUAAGUGCAAUGGAUUUGGUGAAUGGAAGUGUUGUUCAUGAUUCUUGUUUUGCUAAACUAGAAGACCCUCAUAUUUUGCCAGAGAAGAAAUCUAAUGGGUUGUUGAUAUCUGGAGAGUUAACAGAUUCAUAUAGUACUAAUAAUAAAGAUGGCGUUGGAAGUAAGCGAAAGGAGAACACAUUUGCUGGAAUAUCUAUCAUUUUGGAGGAAAAAACUGUGGAACAAGAAAGCAAAGGCAAAGAGCCUGUAGGUGAAGCCUCUGACAUGGCUGAUGGAGAUAUCAUAAAUGAUGCAGUUGAGAAAAGUUUGGGUGAAUUCUUAGAAGGAAAUAACAACAGAGGAAGUCAAAAGCCUAGGUGUUUGAAGGAUACUCACAAAUUAGAUACAAAGUCAAGCACAGCUAGUGAAAGUUCCUUUGAAUCUUUGCCUUAUAGAAUGCUCAGCUCCCAACCGGAUAGUCUUACGGACGACGUGGUUAUAGAAUUGACGCGAGCGCCAAUAGACUCGGAGAAGUUGAGGGUAGCAAAACAAGAACUUCUGCGUUUGGAACGUAUGAAUGCAAUCUCAAUGGCCAGUCAGUAUAUGACCGAAUCAAAAGAUGAUUUUUCACCUGAGGAACACGGGCCAGAAAGCAAGAUUACUCGUGAGGAUGUUAUGUUAAACCUGAAUGGCAUAAACAGUAGUACUGAGCAAGAGGACCCAAAUCAAGACCCUUUUAACAGCUCUCUCUUUGAUUCAGGAGUGGAGGGUAUGCACAGUGAUCAGAACAGCAGUGGAGGAUCUUCCAUAGCAAAGGUACUGCCAAGUCCUGUGGAGUCAACGACUGAAUCUGGAUUUUCGAGUUUGAAGGAACAGUUGCCAAAUGAGAGUUUAGCACCCGAGGAAGAAAAGUAUGGCGGCCAUGAUGGUGUUUCUCUAAGUAAAUCAAAGGACAGCCUUGACUUGACAGAUACAGACCGUUUUCCUGGAACUGACACACUCUCAGACGACAUGGAGACGUUGUCGUCUACCACAGGAGAUCUGACACUAGUUGAAAGUGGUCCUGUCUCGAAGGAAGGGUCUGCUAGGGGAAGUAUGUCAGAUUCUAUCACUCAGGAGAGUGGAUUUAUGAAAAUGCAUGCAAGUGAACAAGCAGGUGUUACUCUAGACGCUUUUGGCAUCCCCAAUAAUUUCCAGAGCACUCCUUACCAUGCAGCAUGUGAUAUAAGAGGUAGAUUUAGAUCAGCAUCCCAUUCCCAGAAAAGCUCUAUGGACUCGUCCAGUCUCAGUGCAGAAAUACCCGAGAGCAAAAGCAAUGCCGUAGAGGACUUGGAGGAAAGUUCAAAAACUGAGGAAAGCUUGCAAACUGUAUCUGUUAAUGGAGAUGACAAGAGCAAAUGCACUUCGGAUGAAUGCCACGACUCUUUGAAGAUGAACACCAGUGAGUCUCUGUCGUCUGAAGAUACUGUGGUGUCGAGAGUAUCGUUAGAAGAGCAAGCAGGGAAAAUGUUACGUCAGGGGUCGCAAGAAGAGCAGAUUGAAUUCAUGGAUGGUCAGAUACAGAUUACACCUUUAGAAGAAAGGGCCUCCUCUACCCCUGUAGAUGGAGGAAUCGGACUGAAGAAAACUGGUGAAGAAACUCGAGAGUUUAACAUGAACGGUGUCGAUGGGAAUAAAACUGAAGUUGAUUUAGGCUCUUUAACAAGACCGGCUGCUGAUGAUAGUAUUGUACCAACUGACACAGAACAACAGAGCAAAGCAUCACGAAGUCAAGUUAAAGAAAAAUCUGGAUCAUCUGAAGACCUUGUAUCCAGAGCCAGGACUCGGAAAAGUUCUGGUUUCACUGUUUUGGGAGAGCAAGGAAAGCAGCCUUCAGUUGCUGACCUAAUCGAAAUGUAUGACAGUAAGGAUAAUACACAGAGAGUAAGGACACUGAGCAGUAAAUCAUCCAAACCUACUGUGAACGCUGCUGAACAUCAGGGUGCCAUAGUCAGAUCUGGAAAACAGAAUGGUGUUAAAUGUGACAUCGAAGAAACUAUUCCUUCAUCUGAAAUUCGCUGCAGUGUUCAUGUUGAUAGCCCAAAGAUAGUAGAAUCACCUGCCCCAGGACCCAAUGGAAGUAUUAAAAGAAGAUCAGAUGCAACCAGGAAGAGUGAUGUCAGUGAUAGGUCAAGCCCCAACAAUCAAGAAACGUACAGCACGUCCGACCGACCCAGUCGUCAUUCCAGCAAGAGUGGCAUUUCGGAUCUUGAGGACGAGGUGUUUUUACCACCUAGUGAGAACUAUAUUUUUGAUGGCAGGCCAGUCAUUUAUUGCCCAAAGAUAGACAUGGCAAAUCAAGUCAAGGUAGAGCCACCAAAAAUGGCUAUGAGUGUGUUUACUGUGGUACCAUCUAAAGAGCUUGGCAGUAGCAAGAGUAAAGAUUGGAGAGAUUUGAGUACCAUGGGAACCCUACCUUCAGUGAAAGACUUCUAUAAUCAGCAGAAAGAGGAUAUGAAGCCUUCAGCCAAGGAUGGUAUUUCUGACACAUCAACCUUGAGUGAUGAGAGUACAAGAGAAAGUCACUUGGAUGGCUCGCUUCCAAGUGAAGAGGUAGAUUCAGAACAAAAAGAGUCCAGUCAAAUUGAAAGUGUCAAGCCAGAAGAUGUAGUAGAAAAGGAACCAGUCACAAAUAAAGCUGAAAUCAAAACGUCUGUUUCUCAGACAGAAGAAAAGUGUCCCUCUGACAGUCGAGAUGAAUCACAUGAGAGAGAAUUGUCUCCCGAACAAGCUGCAGGAGAAGAGGGUGAUGCCAAAAGAGUCCAAGUGAUUGCACCUCUUGUAAAAGAUGUGACUUUUAAAACUGAUAAGCAGUGCACGUCUUCCCCAACAAGUAUUAUGCAUGAAGGAACAAAGAUGCAAGGGAAACAAGAGGUAAAUUUAAUGGAAACUCCCAAAAAAUCACCAAGGGGAGGUGUGUCUGAGCCAGAAUCUUUAACAUUAGAUAGAACAUCUAUUUUUAGUCCCUCAGGGAAAAGUGAUACGAUACCAGUAGUUACACCAGCCAAGCAACCAAUAUUGUCUCCAGUUGUACAGUCUGCAAUUUCUCCUCGGGCUACGUACGAUCCUUUUACAGGUGACAUCAUUGAUUCUGAGGUAACAGAUGCUCAAGGAGAGAACUUGGCUGAACAGGACAGUUCUAAAGUAUCCUCGGUAGUCGAAGGCGCCCAGAAAAUUAAACCUAAGCACUCCUCACAUGUUCCUAAUUCGGAAGAGAAAGGUGCAGAGGCAGUUAAUGGUGGUAGUAGUACUGUUAAAAAGUCUUUACCGGUGAAAAAAGUUGAAAUAAAGAUUUUAGAUAAUACUGACAGUAGACCAAGAGAAUUGCCUGUCUUGUCUCCCGUGGCUGAACUACGGAGAGAAAAGCACUCGAAACCAGCGAGUAUUUCUGACGACGAAAUGAUCAGAGUGAGUGACAAGGAAGAGAUGAGUGGACAGAGAGGUGAACACAAAGAUUUGGAAAGGAGAAAUAGUGGUAGAAAAGAGGAAUCAUCCAUACAGGAUCUGGGAAGCAAAAGAGAAGUGAAAAGCAUUUCAGACAGUCAGAACAGUGUAGGAGUUUCUGUUAGAAUUGAAUCUAGAACAAGCGAAGAGAGUGAACCUGAGAAGGUUCGUAAUCAAAGUUCAGUUGAAUCUUGUGAGUCAACUAUAAGCAUUAAGAGUGAUACAAGACGACCAUCCAAGGGACACAGUGAACAUAGUGUGAGCUCACUAAAAAAUUCUGGCUGGUGUGUUGGAGGUUCACUGGAAUUCCUUGAAAAGCACAGUGGUGAAGUACGACUACGGUCGAGGAAGGAAGGUUCAAUCUCGAGUGCAAAGUCGGAAGAUUUGUCAAUGAAGUGUGAUAAAGCUAGUCUUAAGUCUCAGGGUUCUCUUGAUAAAUUUCCACAUUUCGAUCAGGUCAGUGCACAGCAAAGAGCACGAGGUGCAAGGAAAAAGAUACUCUCUGUUGACAUUGAUUCAGGAGAAAAAGGCAUUAAGAAUAAGAAUAAGGAGAUGCACAGGAGUGCCACAUUGCCUGUUGGAACGUUAGCAUCAUCUAAAAAGGAAAAGGAAGAGAAGAAGAAGGAAAAGGAGGAUAAGAGCAAGAAAAAGAAAAAAGAAAAGGAGGCAAGUGGUGGCAGUGAGAAAAAAUCCACCAUGAUGUCUUUGAAGGGGUUGUUGAAGAGGAGUAAGAUGAAGGACAAGGAUAAAGAGAAAGACUCAUCAUCCCAAGAGAAGCUCUCCUCUCCUUCUUUGUUUAGGAAGUUUGAUAGGAAGAGCAGAGGCAGCACACAGUCCCCAUCUCAUGAUGAGCACAAACAUGGGGAGAAAGGUAAUGUCUCUGACAGCCCUAAUCGAGAUGUAGAGAAGACCCGCUCUAGCCCAGUAUCAAGUAAUGUCAAAAGCCGCCCUGUCAUUAGUAGCCCAGUUAGUGUCAGGCAGGUAAGUAAGCCCAUGGAUGCGGGUGUAGCAACAACCCUCCGUAGAAGUAGCGCUGCACUUGGUACCUCAGGAUCAGACAGCGAGAGUCCCGUUGGGAGUCUUCAGUCUUCUCCGAAACGUAUUAUAAGCCAUCCCCGCAAAGCUAGUCUCGGAAACCAGCCGUCCCCUAGACUGUAUAGACAUGUUCUUACUCGCCAUCUUUCAAGUAGUCAGGAAUCCGUAGACAACCCCCUUUUGUCUUCAACUCAUUCCUCUCCUCAGUCAUCUCCACACACUUCACCCAAAAGAAAUAAAAUGCCUGCUUCAGCCUCUUCAUAUAGUCUUCCUGCCAGUAGAGAUAUGAGUCCCCCAGCCCCUGUCAUGGGGACGCGAGCACUUCGUGGAUCCAGUAACAGCUUUUCAGUAACAAUUGGCUUUAAACCUACUGUUGAAAAGCGAAAUAGAACCAUGAGUGAAGGGGCUGAUCUCAAUAAGACCUCUCUUUCUCCUGCCAAAAGAAAAGAAGGGUCGCGCAUUUUAACACAACUUAAUAAGCGAUCAUCUUCCAUGGAAAUUCUUGUGUGUGGCAAAAUCAGGGAACAUUGCUCAGAUGGAGGGAAGUCCCCAGGUGGAAGCCCCUUCUCUCGUGAGGGUAGCUUUCGUCUCCAUAGAGAGAUAUCGGUAGAGACAUUGUUUGAACUACCAGAAACCAGUCCCAGGUCUAGCCGUACGCAAAAGGAUUAUCAGGAAUACUUAGAAGAAUUACAUGCCCAGAAUGAUUCUCAUCAUGGAUCAUCUUGUAGUUUGUUUGAAGAUUCAGAAAUUGACAGACAUUCAGAAUACUUCCAUAGAAGGAGUUCACAUCAUAGCCCUGGUGGUAAGAAGCUUAGUUUACCUCACAACAUGCAUCUUUCAGGCUCGCGUGAGAUAGCAGCAUCUAAUCCAAACCUUCAACGCACUGGAUCACCAUUUGUUCGGGGCCUUCCCCACAGUUCCAGUUUUACCUCCAGCCCCUUCAGAAGACCACAUUCGUCUGCUGCUGUAUUCUCUCCAGCUAAGAGAGGAUUGUCAACCCCAGGAGGACCAUCACCACCAGACGGUACCCCAGGUUCUCAGUUGAUGCGAGUAGAAGAAGAAGGACCUUGCCGGAAGAAUUUGGAUAAUGAAACGGAAAAACCUCCAAAUGUUCUUGUUUAUGCAGCCAAUAAGACAGAUUAUUAUGUUGCUAUCAAAGAAACACUCAAAAAUUGUCUAAAUCAGGACAGGUAUAUUAUGUAUCAACUCACGGAUGAAAUGGCUUUCAAGUCUCCCUGGUUAGGAAGCACCACACUACUGGUUGUUUGCGGUGAUGUCCCAGCUCAUAUUUCCACAGCCUUUAUCAGAUACCUGCUACAAGGGGGCCGCGUUCUCUCCAUAUGUUCCGACUUUUUAAAUAUGGCCGUCCCACUCUUUGCUUUCGAGCUGCCCUGGACUUCUAGCCUGGUAGCCUCAGGUACAGUGGAGGUACAAGAACAAGCAGUUGUAUCAGUGAGUUACCAUCAGUGGUCAGGAGUUCAACUGCUGCACCACCAACACUGCUUCCAUUCAUCGCCCCAACACAAACGCUUUUCCAGGGAAGUGGAGAAGCCAAAACCAAUCCCAAGCAGAUCUGCUGUGAGUGUCGAGCCUACCCACGUGGAAAUCACAGACGAGUGGGGAGGACGCCAUCGUCUCAACCUGACCAUUCUCGCAACAGAUGACACGUGGGGAGCUCCAUCACUUCUGUCAGCCAAACUUCAAGGAAACAAAGGAAAAGCUGUAUUUUCUCAGGUGCACUUGGAACGAGAUCCAAGAGAAUGUUUUGGAGCUUCCGAGGUUAGUGCCAAACUGUCAUCCAGCAAUGAAGCACGUCUCGAAAUUUUGAGAGAUCUUUUGUCCACAGAACUGAAUAUGGACACUACACAGACAAAUGCAGCAUCAUUGUUCACUGCAGCAUAUGCUUUAGGCAGACACGAGCUGAAGCAAGAACUGCUCACACACUUGAAACCUCAUAUGGAAGGUCAAGAACUGAAACGUCCUCAGAUUACUAUCCAGUUCAUAGCCUCGGGAGACACUCCGCAGAAGCCAGAUGAACAUAUUCUUCCAAUUUAUAUGAAUGCUUGCCCCAUGACCUUUUCUACUGUUAAGUACUAUGAAGCCUUAAAGACAACAUAUGUGGGGCGCUUGCUCAUAUACUGUGAUGUAAUGUCAUCAAGUAUGAGGGCUACUGCUGGACAUCCACCUCUUUUGAAUGGAAUAGUAGUCCUUCCUACUCAACAAACUCAUGGCAAAGGUCGUGGUGGCAAUGCAUGGUUGUCGCCAUUAGGUUGUGCUAUGUUUACGAUCCAGCUACACGUUGCGCUUUCGUCCACUCUUGGGCAGCAUCUCUCGUUCAUCCAGCACUUGAUAGCAAUUGCUGUGGCUGAUGCAGUGAGAGAUCAGCCUGGUUACAGUGAUAUACCUGUGUGUUUGAAGUGGCCUAAUGAUAUUUACAUAGGGAGAGACCAUAAGAUUGGCGGUGUGAUAGUGGAGGCCUCAACUGUGGGAAACGUGGUCAUUGCGAAUAUAGGAUGUGGUGUCAAUCUGUCCAAUAGCAAUCCCACGUACUGCAUCAACGAUGCCAUCCGGCAACAUAACAAAGAUAACAAUGCGAAUCUUCCUGAGUUGGAGCGAGAAGUCUUCUUUGCCAGAACCUUCAAUGCCUUCGAACAGCUUGUGAAUGACUUCCAGAAGAGUGGGCCAGAGGGAGUGGUCCAUAAGUAUUACAAGUACUGGUUACACAGCAAUGCAACUGUAAUUGUACAAAAUGAGAACUUCAAGUCAGAAUCGGCCGUCAUCACUGGUGUGGACAACUUUGGCUUCCUGGAGGCUCAGUUAAUAUCAGGAGCUUUGAUAACAUUGCAUCCGGAUGGAAACUCAUUCAACAUGAUGGAAGGCUUGAUCUAUUCCAAGUGUCGUCAUUAGGUAUUCACCAACACAAGAUAUUGAGGACUUAUUUUUCGAGGUUUCUGCAACCUCUUACUCUCUUUUCCGUGAUGUGUUUGCUAUGGCAUUCACAUUUACAAGGAAAGAAAAUAAAAAUGCCAACACAGCAGUGUGAUUUCAAGAGUGAAGACUGAUUUGCUGUGACUUGGUGCAGAUGUAGAAAGGGUCCAUCCUUUACCAUUCGAGUGAAAGUGCUGGGCUGUUGAGAAUGUUUUGCCACCAUUUAUGGCUUUGGAAUAUGAUGCAUAGCAGAGAACAUUUGGUUAUGCAUAAUGUAUUUUUUCAAUGGUGAUCAUUUUAUGUUUUAGUGUUUUAUAUUUUCUAUAAGUAUGGAAUGGAAAAUCAAGUUUUAAGUGCUUUAUUAUCAGUGUAUAAAUUGACACGUGCCGUAGUUUAUCCAACGUCGAUUUGUAAAGUUUCCGCCGACUCAGCGCUUACGAAAAUGACUGCUGUUUUUACGAAAGGCGCCGAAAAUAUUUUGUCGAGGAGAAGAGUGGUAUUGUUUUCAGGGACAGGAGAAAAGAUUUUCAAGGCCACACACAUUGAAAGUAGAGCUGUGAAUUCCAAUGGCGCGAAGCGUGACGUCAAAUACCAGCGUAUUUGUGCAUUUAACUCUACUUAAGUGUUUUUUAUAAGUUAGGGCUUUAUAUUGUUACUGGUGCAGCAAUAAACCAUUGCUACAGAAAUCUAUACAGGACUCAAAGAGUGUUUGUUAGUCCAAUGUACAGUACAGUAAAGGCAGAAGGGAGAAUAGAGAAUAUUCAUUUCUUAUGUUCAUGACCGUUUUCAAGUGUCCAGGAUGUUAAUGCUUCAGAGAAAUAAAUGAGAUUAGUUAAUAGUCUGUUCUGUAGUGAUUUACUUUUGUUCUUUAUCUUAGAAAAUACUUCCCAACUGAGCUGUAAUUUCUUUUGUAGCAUCCCAAAUUUUGCACUCAUGUUCAUUGCAAAUUUAUUAUAUAUUUAGCGGUUUAGUUAUUAUUAAUGCUAUGAAUAACAAGUUUGUAUCUUUUUGGUAUUAAUUCACAAUUUUAUACAUUUUUUGGAAUUAACUGUUAGAGAGACUGUGAGUGGACUUUCUAUUUUUUUCUUCAUUUCAUUCAUCUUUUCCAUUAGAAACCACUUACGUUCUGGAAUUUUUUUUUAUUCCUGAUAAGCAAAAUUUGGAGUACAGUACUUUUCAAUUUUUUCUGUAUUUCUUUCAAAGUUACUGAUAUUAUGCAGUUCUUUCAUUUGAAUAUUUGCCUACUUAUGUGAAGUCUAGAGAGCAGAGCAUGGAUUGUUUACUUGACUGGAACGAAUUUGUCCCUGUACACAUAUGCCUUUUGAAAAUGAAUUGUGCACAUCAUUAGUUUUGUUCUUCAUUUAAGGAGAAAGUGAAAAAUGGGCAGCAGUUUGUAGAAGAUCCUGUGUAACAUUGUUUUUGGGGACACUUUAUCCACCUUUACUGGGUAGUUGAAGUUGCAAUAACUAGUUGUUGGUAGCUCUUAGGUGUAAUUUCAGGAAAUGUGUGUAGCAUAAAAGAUAACAACAAGCAGUUAUGAAGAGAACAAUAGGCAGCUAUGGAGAGAGGUGUAUGAGCAUGCAUGGUUAGCCUAUGGGAGAGAGGUGAAAUUAGCAUUCUAAGUGGGAUAUAUGAACAAAUUUGUUUAUAGCAGGGAUGUUGAAAAGGUAUCCUUUAAGGGGAUGUAUUAGUAGAUUGGUAGCACAUAGAAAAUGGAACAGCAGCUCAUAAGUGGAAUAAGCAAAGUAUGCUCAACACAUGAAAGUAAGAAGAGACACCUCUUAAGAAAGAUAUAUGAAGCAUAUUUUAUUAUUAUUAGGUAAUGGAACCAGACCACUAGCUUAAAAUUCCUAACUACCAUUGUUGUGGCCUGUAGAGUGGAAUAAGAAGAGGCAUUUUGUGAUGUGUACUACAUUAUAUGAAAGUGCGUUGUGUAGAGAAACAGGGAGAAGUUGCUAUGAUGGAAGCACAUGAUGAGGAUAUGAAAUGUUGCAGGAAAGUGACCUUUUUAAUGGAGCAGUGUUUGUAAACAAUAAGAAUGUAUGUUCUGAUAUAAGGAAGUACAGUAUAUCAUGUGCUAAAAUAACCAUGGAAACUAAUUGUUCAGUGGUUGUUGCAGCAAAGCUACUCAAGGGUUUUGACUGAAUUUCUGUUUUGAGUUUGAAAGUACCAGUAUUUAUUAUUCAUUAUUAUGGCGAAAGCUGUCAAUUAUUUUCUCACACUGAUGGUUGGUUUACUUGUUAAAAAUUUCAUAUCAAAAUAUGGUUAUUAACAGAAUGGAUCUGAUCUACUGCACUAUAUUCACAGAUUGAGAAAUUAACUUUAGAAUUUAUUAGUGUUAUUAUUUUUUGGGGUGGUCAUUGAGUAUUUUGAUUGAAGUUCGUUCACCGAAGAGGAGUUCGUCAGUCUUUGUGGUUUCAGAUGAAAUAUUCACACAUUUUUGCCUGGCAGUAGGUAAUGUUCUUCAAAGAACUGAAAGUAAAAAUAGAUGCCAGUGCAACAUUGGUUUCCCAGACUUUUAUGAAAUGGGGUUGAUUUUUUUUUUCCAUCGGUGAAAGCCUCGUUACACUAAAUCGCCUAACAUUUUAAUGAUUAGAAAAGCGUUUUUUUCGAUAUAUUACAUAUAAGUGUGGUGGAUGGAAGGUUAGCAGAAACAUUUGUGGAUAAACUGAGCUUUGGUUUUCAUCCUUUUGGUUAUUAAUAGAAAUGAAAUUUUGUAAGAUAGGAAAAAGGGUGUCCGGUCAAGUGCAAUGGAAGAAAUUUUGAAUGGGUGAAUCACAAAAGCAUUAUCAAGAAAGUACUGUACUCUCAAUGAAUUUGAAGAUAUUGUUGCUAUGUAGUUGGGAAUUCUGAAUGAAAUUAGAAAAACUAUUUGAGAUGGUAUGGAAGCAAGUUACUUAACUUUCACUCCCAGUAAGUUGCAGUCACCUUGAUCAGGAUGUUAUUAAUACCUUUGUUCUGUAUUACUGUAUUCGUGCAUUCUGUUUUCCCCUCUUUAAUUUUGUCUCCAAAUAUGUGAUGAGAUUCAGGGCUAUUUAUUGAGAAGGGUCUUUUACUGUUUCGUGUUGUUAAACAUUUUGAGGGUUUGACUUCAAAGUACUACUUCAGAACGCUGGAGAUGUAUCUGCAAUGUAAGAAUUCUGUUGGAUAUGCCACUUUCAAUUAAAGUAUUUGUGAGACUGUAAUUAGUGUUAGUAUAGAUUAGAGAAAUUGAAAUUGUAUGGGACUUUGAUAAGUCAUGUUACAUUGCUGUGUAAACUUGAGAAUUUUCUGCCCAGUCAAGUUCAUUCCUUAAACAUAAGGACUUCUAUAUACCUUAGGGUUUAUGUCAAUUAAGCUGGAACUUAUAAAGUCAAUUGCAGUAAACUUGUACUCUAUGAAUAUUCUCUGUUGUCACCUUAAGGGUGAGAUAGUUAAGUGUAGCCACAUACUAAACUUGAAUAUAUUUUGCAUUGAAUGUCUUUAUUAUGAAUAAACACUCAACUCUACUAUGAGCUCUUAAAGUGGUAGGUAGGAAUAUGUACAUAAAUAUAUUUGUUUAAAAAUUUUAUAUUAAGCAGUAUGUGAUUGUUGUUGCUUUAAAAUUUUGAAGUACUACUGUACUGUAAACAUGAUCUCAUUCUGGAGCCUCUUGUUUGUUUUUGCAGUGUGGAAACAGGCAUUCACUUGACAAGGCAAUAGUCCUCAUGAACUAUUUUAUCAUUUUAGUAAAAUGCUGCUUAUGUUACGUGAUGUUUGAGAGAGCGUCGAUUAAAAGGGGAUGGCACACGAAAGGGUAACUGCCAGUGGACUUGUUACACGUUUCGUCCGCUGUUUGUCAGAUUCUUUUGUGUGACUCUCACACUGGAAAGGAUUUGCCUUGUUUUGUUUCUGAAAGAAGCGUUUUCGUAGGAUUCCUUUGAUUUCCUUUCCGAACCUUAGUUAGUGUUUGGUGUAAGGCAAGCUUUUUCUUGGUUUGUUGUAGUGUAGAGCAUUAUGCUUCCAUUUACAUCAAAAGAGGUAUCAUAAUUGUUAUUGAUUGCUCUGUUGGUUGCAGUGAUAUCUGUAGUUCCUAAAAGGAAAAAAAGAUUGGUAUUUAUGGAGUGGUGAUCUAGUUCACCCUUUGCUAGUGUUAACUUUUUAGAAUCUCUUUGCAUCUUAAUCUGAUCAUUCAUGAACUUGUAAGGGGUCUUUUAAGAGACAAUUUUUGUAAACCUUUUUUUGUGUACUAACUCUUGCCAUCAAGAGAUGGUCAGUGGAAUAUUUGCUGUCUUCACAUUUACUCUCCUAAUGCAGACUGUCAUAAUUUACAUCAAAUGUUAUUGCCAUGCAAAAUUUGCUUUGUGAUGCAACUUGACAGAAUAAUUCUUAUUAGUUUCAGAAGAGGAGGAAAGCCACAGGUUGUUUCCAGAUUCUUAUCUUGAAGAAUUGAGUUCAUUUGUCCCUUUUGAAGUAAGGCAUGUUGAAAGAACAAACAUUUUCUAUUUAGAGAGCUCACAGGAAUCUUUUGAAUCGCUAGCGAUGAUAUGUCAUCUUCAAAGUGUGGCCUUUGUCUCUUGCUCUUAAAAUUCAUGAAGGUUAUAGUAAAACUUGACUGUCACAGAGACAUUUGCAGAAGGUCACAUGUCGGUUUGAAUUGUGUUCUGUCUAGUAGUUACACCGAUGCAGCACACCCAUUCGUUUGUUCCUGAGAGAACCACACCCAUUCUUUUGUUCCUGAGAGAACCACACCCAUUCUUUUGUUCCUGAGAGAACCACACCCAUUCUUUUGUUCCUGAGAGAACCACACCCAUUCUUUUGUUCCUGAGAGGACUGGUACUUACUGAUGUAUAUGGUAUAGGAAUUUAUUGUGGGUAACACCCAGUUGCAGCUUGGGCAAUAAGGCGUGUAAUUCUCGGCAAGCUGGGAUCUUUGUGCGUUAUAAGUUUAAUCCAUAUUUGUAUUAUGGUUGAGACAGGUUGUUCUUUUAGAAAUUUCAUGUCAUUUUAUCAUGCAACACUUACAAGAUCAUAAAUGAGCUUUGAUGUCGUAAAAGAGGUUACCCUCUUCAUUGCUUUGAAUAGCUUCAUUGUAUUAUGAUAAAUGUGUAUAUAUAUGCUGUAUAUAUAUGUAUACACAGUAUACCUAAUUAGUAUACAUUCUUCUGUGGGAAACAAUAAUGCCUGCUUAUAUACUACAUGAAAAUAAUAGAAAUGUUUUAGUACAGUCAAGGAGCAAAGAAAAUGUGGAUUUGAAGGGAUAUCUUUACCUACGUAAUAACAUUCAAAUAUGAAAUCUAUCGAUCACAAAAUUCUCAAGGCAUUGUUGUUUUGGAAUUCCUCCAGGUAUGCAUAUCCAGUGUCCUACACCUUUGCUGGUUCAUUGGUGACAAAAGAAAUAUAUUUUCAGACUUUAAUAGAGUUGAAGUAUCAGUUUGGAAAGAAUUUUUAAAAAUUUCAUCAUCUAUAAAUUUAAGGUGUAAUGACAAGAUGAAAAUGAUGCAAAAGGCUGCACAUGGAUUCAGAGAAUUAAUGUGGGCCUGUUGUUGUCUGCAUUGGAGAUUCAAAUACAUGUACGUAACAUUUUCAGCGAAAUUCCCAUACUGUUGAUGUUCUCUUUUUCAAGAGUGUUUUUUGAACUACAAAUAUGGUAAGAUCAUCCAGAUGUUUGUGUAAACUAGCAUAGAAUUUGCUAAAUAUUUGAAGGUAUGUACAGUACAGUACAUGUUACAUUUGUGUGUGUUUGUGUCUCUCUUUUUUUUUUUUUUUUUUUUUUUUAUUCUUAUUCAAGGUCUAUUAAUAUCAAAUCUCUCUCCUGACCAAAAAAAGAAUGAAAGACAUUUUCUCGUCAUGAUAAACGAUAGCAAAUCUUGUUUUUUGUGAUCCUUGUAGAGUACUUAAACUCAUUUUCAUUCUCUUAAAUGUGGAUGUGUGUUAUGUAUGUAUUUUGUGUACAAAUUACCUUGAUUUUUACUAGAAAUGCCAGGUAUUUACACACACAAAUGUGUACAUGAUGUUAGUAUGCACAUUGUAAUAGAUAUUUUUGUCCAUGGUUAAUCACAAAUCCAUUCAAUUGAACUGAUUAGUAUUUGACAGUAUACAGAAUAUGUGUGUACUUGCCGCAAAUUCUAUUUAUCUUUCUAUCUGUACUAUGUAUCUAUUUUCUUGGUCUUUAUUGUUAAAGUCUCUAAAAAUAUAUAUAUAAAUAUAUUUUCUUAAUAAGUAUCUCCAAUGGCAGCCAUUUGUGUUCCAAGGAGCGUACUUUCAACUCUUACCGAUGGGUAAGUUGUGCCAAGGUGCGUUUCCUAGGUCUGGUCCAUUGUAAGCUUUGUUCCAGUGAACAGGAAAUUCAAUCAAACCAUUCUGUUGACUGGAAGGUCAAAUCCACGGGAGACUCACGGUACAUCAAUUCUGUUUUCCGAGGGAGAGAUCUGGCAGAGUUGAGUUAGACGACUGUACCUGGUUUGGUUAAAAAAUGUGAAAAGACACAUAGGUAAGAUCAUACGGAUUUGUCAUUGCCCUAUGCAUCCCUUUAAAGUAAAUUUACCAAAAUCAUUUUAUAGAUAUGUACGUAUAAAUAUUGUUUAAAUUAGGAUUACUGUACUGUGCAAUGAGCCAGGUCACAUCUGUCUAUUGGGUAACUUUUACAGAUGCAUACGCUUAUAGACUGUACUCAAACGAAUUACAGUACACAUGGAAGUCAUGCAGAAUUGGCCUUAAUUAAUACUUAUUUCCUUGUGGACCUGUUUAAGAAGCAGUAUUAUUCUGUGUUACAGAUUAUUAAGGAAUUAGAGCCCAGAUAUUGAUAGAAAUACAAAUACUGUAAUGGCUGAAAUACCAGAAAGUUAAGUGAGAAAGGUAAUAUUUUGAUUUACAAAUACCAGAUAUGCAUAUAUAUCUGAAGGAAUGUGCAUAUUAUUUUUCAGUUGUAUUUGCUCAUUUUUCAAUUGGAUUAUGGAUAUAGUACACUAAAUAAUGUGAGGCUCUAUUUAGUGGUGAUUGAGGAGGGCUGCAAAAUUAUUUGGAAUUCCUUCUAAAACAUACACCUGAAUUUCAUCCAUACAUCAACAUCACAAAGUUUUCUAAAGCAAGAAAAAUUGUAUUUCUCACGAUUCUUGAAGAUUUCCUGACAUUCUCUUGACACUCAUGGCAAUACAGUAUACGUACAUAGUUGGUUUAGAUACCUAGCAAUCAGUCUAUACAAGUGAAAUGCUCUGAAUUCUAUUCAAUCUGCAACACUGAAUAGCAGUCAAUGUUAUGCCUUGGUUGUGGCAGGGGUUUCCAACAAACAAAUUACAUGCCAAGAGCUAAAUCUAUUUUUAUUGUAUAAUAUGAAAAGCAAAGCACCAAUUCCCUUCAAUUACUAUAGACCUCUUUUCAGUUAUUCAAGGAUUGUUUUGAUACUGUGAUCAGGCUAGGGGAGUCGUAAUCCACUCACACUAAAUGUAUGUAAUACUGUGAUUAUUAUUGAAGUCAGACUUAUUUUUGUAGUCUUCUGUAAAUGAAUUGUUCACUGUAUGCCUUAUAUUUUCCUCCAUAGUAAUACUUACGUCAGCAUCAGAUGUUAACAUUUCAUUCUUCGGAUCGUUUUAGAUAAUUUAGAACUAAUCUGUUGCAUCAUUCGACACAAUAAAACAACUAAAGACAGCUAAACUGGUACAAAAGUGCUAACAUUGGAGUGAGGGAAGGGAUAUUUAUCAUAAACAUUUUAUUGAGUGGUGCAACCCCUCUGCGCUGAAGCCUUUGUGGUAAGAUCCAAUAUUUUUUGUAAAGUAGUGCCAAAUACACAUUACAUAGUUGGAAAUAUUUUAAGUAUAUUGGGAGAGCCCUCAGAAAAAUCUGUUUGAGUCCUUUAUUUCAUUAAUAUUUCAUUUUAUGUAUUGUAUUUACGACUUUUUGAAGUCACAGUAUGAAUGAACAUUUUUAAGGAUAUUGCAUCUGCCUAAUGCUUCUGCUAAGAGUAUGGUAUGGGAGUACUGUAUGGAUAUGUUAACACAAAUAUAGUGUUCAUUCAUUUACGAUAUGCCUAAAUUUAUGUUAUAUUUUUUAUUUGUUUUGAGUAAUUUGCAGUAAAGAUUAUUGGUGUUUCUGGUUAUGCAUGUUUUACGUCUCUAAUGCUAAAAGUUCAUUCAUAUAGAAUUAAGAUUAUGUUAUUCUGUCAGAAAACAGAUAUUCAUUAAAGAAGUGCUAAAGACAUAAGAUUUCCUGUUGAAUUGCCACAUUCUGAACCAGAGGUGAAAAGCGGAAGCAUGGGUUGUAAAGCAGAAUCAUUGCAAAGAAAUACCCAAGCAUGCUUUGCAUUCUAGAGUAUUUCUAUAUUCAUAAUGCAUGGAUACAGGAUAAAACAUUUGUUUCAAGGUGCAAUAUCCUUUCCAAAAGACCAAACAUCUAGCUUGUAGCUUCAUUUCAGUAGUUCCUUACCACGCAGGCUUCGUUUAAAAAAAAAUAAUAUAUAAUGUAUAUAAACUGUUGACUAUUGUUAAGUGGCAUAAAGGCAAUACUGCACAAGCAUGCACUGUGUAAGAGAAUUAAUGUCAGCAAAGAUAUCUCCAAAAUUUUGUGCUGAAGCUAGAGAAGAAGUGUGCAAUUUUUGAAGAUUAAUUUCUCAACAUUAUUCAGGAAUUAAACUAUGUGCUUGUGUAUCAACAAUCUGUAUGAAAUCAUGUGAAUGCAUUCCAGUAAAGGAAGUAAUGUAA